Messenger RNA from Protopolystoma xenopodis, 321 nucleotides. NCBI's taxonomy places the organism in Eukaryota, Metazoa, Platyhelminthes, Monogenea, Polystomatidea, Polystomatidae. The record is from the annotation of a GenBank genome assembly.
GCUCGUGGAUGUGUGGCCGAGUGGUUAGCGUGUCAAGCUACCGUCCUGCACUGUCGCGGUUCGAGUUCCGCUGAGGGUGUUGAUGAGACCAAUGCGAGGUCGAAACUGCAGUCAACUGGUGCCUGGAUGAGAACAACUUUUAGGAAUGCAAAGCUAUACAAACGAAUCAGCUUCCAAAUCGAGGGUGGCCCAUCUCCCGACCGCGGUUACAUCAGCUCGAAAAUGGCCAAUGGACUUGCCUACCACUACCCGCUGGCCUCGAGCAUGCCCCGGACGAUCUGGAAGCUUGCCGAUGAUCUGUGCCGGUUGCAGGGUCUGUAA